Molecule: messenger RNA, 1506 nt
Organism: Brenthis ino (lesser marbled fritillary)
Lineage: Eukaryota; Metazoa; Arthropoda; Insecta; Lepidoptera; Nymphalidae
Source: the annotation of a GenBank genome assembly
AUGGAUAGCGAUAUAAACUCGUUAGAUAUGGACCGAGAUUGUGAAGUAAUUGAUUUAUUAGAAGAGAGGGCCGAGAUUAACAGUAAUGACGACAAUUCGUUAUCAUUAUAUGAGAGGACAGAAAGAAGUCGAGCAGAGAAGAGAAUUCGGGUGGUAGACGAGGAAGAAGUUUGGACAGAAGUCGGGAGAAGAGGUAAAGUAGUGGCACGCAGUGCGUCUGACGAUGAUAUGACUAGAGUACCAGAAGAACAAAUUGAGAUAAGUAUGACAUCGAAAAAGGAGAAGUUACCUAAGCAAUUAGGAUUGGCCCGUAUCCUCAAGCAGGAAAAUAUAUUAGAUAUUAUUCGAGUGAGGAUAUCUGGCUAUAAUAUAGUUCGCAAGGAUAGAGACGACGGAUAUGGUGGUGUAGCAAUUAUAGUUCAUGCCUCCAUUAAAUAUCAAUUAUCUAAAAUAUAUAGUACAAAUCCAGGAAUACAACUUAUACAUCUAAAACUACUGAAUUGUUUUCAAAUAGAAAAUAUCAUUGCUAUCUACUGUCCGUCGUCUGUGCAGACUACAACAAGUGAUUGGGAUUAUAUUUUUGGCAUUUAUAACAAUAAAACUUUGAUUGCUGGAGACUUUAAUGCUCAUCAUUCGAAUUGGUCAUACAAGACAGAUAACAGGGGUAGUCAACUUUUUGAUGUAUUGCUAGAUAAAAAUUAUAUAACUCUGAAUGACGGAUCACCUACUAGAAUUAAAUUAGUCAAUGGCAGUCUACAAAAAUCUUCUCCCGACAUUACAUUGGUAACAAGUGAUAUCGCUUUAAAGUUUACUUGGGCAAUGUCAAAUGAAUCGUUAGGGAGUGAUCAUCUCAUCAUUAAAUAUUCCUUGUGUAACAAUAAUCAGAGUCCUAACUUCGUUCGAAAAAGGAAUUUCAAAAAAGCCAAUUGGAAUGGUUAUUCUAGUUUUCUCCAAAGCAUCUUCUCCGUUUUGAUAUUGGCUGCCGAUCCUCAGGAGGCGUAUAAUCAAUUCGUUGACGCUAUCAAUACUGCUGCUAAUAUAUAUAUACCCCCAGUUAACAUUUGUCAAGACCCAUUAAGACUUAAAAAAUUUGUUCCUAAAUCAUAUUGGAAUGUAGACAUCUCUCGCUCAAUAGCGGAACGGAGACUUGCAUUAGCCAUUUUUAGGAAAAACCCUACGCCUCAUAAUUUAAGCAAUCUUCAAGCUAAAAUUGCUUCUGCACGGAGAACUAUUCGUAAAGCUAAAAGAGAAGCUUGGAGAAAGUUCUGUAGUAGUAUUAAUGAAAUUGUGUCCCUUAGUGAAAUGUGCCGUCGAAUGCGAUGGUUAAAAGGAUACCGUUUACCUAGGGCUAACAUUGAUGAAACUAUUGCCAGUAAACUUUUACGUAACUUAUCCCCAGAUUAUGUCUCGCCAGAUAAGCCUUCUUUUACUUCGAGUAAUCAAGCCUUGGAAAGCAUCAUAACUCUACAUGAACUCAAUCUAACAAGUGAAGCUAUUAAAAGCGUG